AUGUGUGGGAUUGAGCAUGGACGUACUAGUGAAAGGUAGCAAGCAAUAAGUUGUUUGUUGAUCAUAGAUGGCAUACCUGAAAUCAAGAUGGAAAAAUGGCAUUAUUAGUAAUUUGUGUAUGGUUGUGGUGUGCAUCAUGGGUUGUGUGGAGUCCAACGAUGAUGAAGGUGCAUACAUGUUGAAGCUUCUGAAUGCACUCAAACCCCCUGGCUGGUCCAACACCACUCACAUGUGCCAGUGGAUUGGCGUGACUUGCAACCAUCAAAGUGGAAGGAUUGAAGAGAUCGAGCUCAGAUCAAUGUCUCUGACGGGAACAGUUCCUGCAGGCCUCAACGACUCCCUCUCCCAACUCACGGUACUCGAUCUCUCCCACAAUAAUCUCAGUGGCCCUGUUCCCUCCCUCGCCAACCUCACCUUCCUCCAAGGAGUGGACCUCGGCUACAACAAUUUCACCACCAUCCCUCAUGGUUGCUUCCAUGGUCUUACUAGUUUGCAGUACUUGAUCUUGAAUAACAACACCAACCUCCCACCAUGGAGCUUUUCUACCGAUUUGACUGCUCACUCCUCCCAACUCCGUUUCCUCCACCUCUCUUCUACGAAUCUCAUGGGCUCCUUACCAAACAUAUCCCAUUCCUUCCCAGUUAUGGAGAAUCUUUAUCUUUCUAACAACAACCUCUCCUCCAUCCCUGAGGGUUGCUUCCACAACCUAACCAGUUUGGAUGGCCUCUUUUUGGCCAACAACACCAACCUCCCACCAUGGACCUUCCCCCUCGAUUUGACUCAUUCCUCAUUCAAACUCUCCUACCUCUUACUCCAGGCUACAAAUCUCAUGGGAUCCCUACCAAACUUAUCUCAUUUCUUCCCCGACUUGAUUACCGUUUCUCUCUCCAACAACAACCUUACCUCCAUCCCCCAAGGUUGCUUCCAGGGUCUACCCUCUUUGAUGUGGCUGUGGUUGGAAAACAACACCAACCUCGCACCAUGGACCUUCCCCGACUUGAUUCAGUCCACAGAACUGAAAGAGCUCAAACUUGCUGCUACAAAUGUUGUGGGCCCUCUACCAGAAAUAUUUGACUCCUUGACAAGUUUGGAGACUGUUCUUCUCUCCAACAACAACCUCAGCGGUGUCUUGCCAGAGUCUUUCGGAGGGACCAAGAUUGCCACCUUGCAUCUCAAUAACCAGAAGGGUAACGGGUUUUCGGGUCCGAUUGAUGUCCUUUCAAACAUGCUCGACUUAUCUCAAGUCUGGCUUCAAGGGAACUCGUUUACAGGACCUAUUCCUGACAUGUCUCGUUGCACUUCUUUACAAGAUUUACAACUUGGUCACAAUCAAUUAACAGGUGUGGUUCCAGAUUCGCUCAUCGCUCUUCAAAAUUUGGAAUAUCUUUAUUUGGGCUAUAACUUUUUGCAAGGUCCUCUACCAAAUCUUACCUUCAGUGAUUUUGAUAGUAUGGAGAAUCUUGGUGUUAACAUCACAAAUGGCUUCUGUCACAAAGAUCCAGGACCUUGUGAUCACAAAGUGACCAUUUUGCUUCAAAUUGCUGCGAAAUUCAAGUAUCCAAUUAUGUUGGCACGUUCAUGGAGAGGAAAUAAUGCCUGUAAAAACUGGAGUUUCAUUAUAUGUGAUGACAAAAAUAAGAUCAGAAUGGUGAAUUUAUCAAAUCUGAAAUUGACGGGCACAAUCUCACCUGCAUUCGCCAAUUUAACAGAUUUGCGGGAAUUGUAUUUGGAUGGGAAUAAUUUGACGGGUGAAAUACCAGAAGGAUUGACAACAUUGCCUGAACUUGAAGUUAUGAAUGUCUCUAACAACCACCUUGCUGGAAAUAUUCCCAAAUUCUCACCAAAGGUCAACUUUAUUGCCACAGACAAUGAUUUUCCUAAUGCUUUCCACAAUAGAAUCUCAACUGCUUUGAUUACAGGUACUUCCACCUACCUUUGCAUGUACAAUGACCACAACAUCGAGGAUUUUAUAAAAGGUUAUGAUUUUUUGGCACCAAAGCGAUCUAGUUAUUCUGAAGUGAAAAGAAUGACAAACUCAUUUCGUGAUAAACUAGGACAAGGUGGAUAUGGCACUGUAUACAAAGCAAGUUUAACUGAUGGUCGUCAAGUUGCGAUAAAGAUAUUAAGUGAAUCUAAGGGAAGCGGGGAAGAAUUCAUAAAUGAAGUUGCUAGUAUUAGUAGGACAUCUCAUGUGAAUAUUGUCUCACUUUUAGGAUUUUGUUAUGAUCAAGGCAAAAGAGCACUCAUUUAUGAAUUCAUGCCUAAUGGUUCUCUAGAUAAAUACAUCUACAAAGCAAAAUCUCCCGAAUCUUUUUGCAGUUUGGAUUGGAGCAUUUUGUACAACAUUGCAAUUGGUAUUGCUCAAGGGUUAGAGUACUUGCAUCAAGGAUGUACAACAAAAAUUUUGCAUCUUGAUAUAAAACCUGAAAACAUUCUUCUAGAUGAACAUUUUUGUCCAAAAAUCUCAGAUUUUGGAUUAGCUCGAAUCUGUCAAAAGAAAGAGAGUAAUGUAUCUAUUUUAGGCACAAGAGGAACUCCAGGUUACAUUGCACCAGAAAUCUUUAGUCGAGCAUAUGGUAGAAUUUCUGAUAAAUCUGAUGUAUAUAGUUAUGGUAUGUUGAUUCUUGAGAUGUUCGGAAAAAGAAAAAACUUCAACAAUAAAGAAUCGCAUCGCAAUGAAAUGUAUUUUCCUGACUGGAUAUAUGAAGAUCUUGAUCAAAGUAAUAUUCUCGGUAGACAACAGGCUGAUAUUUCAGAUGAAGAUAAUGAUAUGAUAAAGAAGAUUAUAUUAGUAAGUUUGUGGUGUAUUCAACCAAAUCCAUCACAUAGACCAUCAAUGAGUAAAGUUGUGGAAAUGUUGCAUGGAGAACUUGAGUCCAUACCAUUUCCUCCAAAGCCUGUGUUGUAUUCUCCUGAAAGGUGUCAGUUAGAAAUUUUAGAUACAUCUUCUAGUAGCAAGCAUGAGACAAUUUUAACAACCACAGAGGAAAGUAGUUCCAUACAUGAGAUCAAUAAAAAUGUCUCAUGUUAAUAUGAUUGUAAAAUAUCUUGUACUUUUUGUAUUUGAGAGAAGCUAAACAUUAUGUUUAAUGUUAUUCUCAUAUAGACCUAAAAUAUAUAUGUUGAUGAUUUAUAUUAA
Molecule: messenger RNA, 3139 nt
Organism: Arachis ipaensis
Lineage: Eukaryota; Viridiplantae; Streptophyta; Magnoliopsida; Fabales; Fabaceae
Source: RefSeq, a predicted model, not a curated record